AUGAUUGCUGAUCUGAGCCGGACGGCGACGAAUAACGAGCAGGAGGAGAGUCCCAUGAUCUUCGAGAGAGAUGUGGAGGAUCCAUGCAUGAUGAACUCCACCUCUACAAUCUCGAGACAGACUUCUAACACCAGCUUGUUGCAUACUACUUCGAACCAGCGGAAGUACUCCACUAACAGUAACACUGGAUUAAACUUAUACUACACCCAUACUGUAUCCUCCUCCCCACAAGUGCCUAACAGCAGCAGCAACAGCAAUAAUAAUAACCAAAUUAGCAAUGCAUCCGAAUACCAGAAUAACUUCCCCAAUAUAUCAAAGUCCUCUACCAAUGUCUCUAUGGACAACUGUGUAGAACAGGAGGUGAUCUAUCAGAAUCCCAUGAACCAUAGGAGAACUUUGGAAAAUUUUGUCCCACCAGCACUGGACGAAGGUUGUUCUAUUGUGACAGAUGAUGCCACAGACUUGGAAGAUGUUGAUAUGGUAUUUGUGCAAUCCAGAAAGCCUUCGACUCUGGGCUUAGAUAUGGCUCUUGGAAGGACUAGGAGCAUGUCGACAUUGAAACCAUUGAGUAACGGCGAUGAACUAUCUAAUGUGCCAUCAAACAGCUCAGAACAAUCCACUAGCCCUAGAUUAUUCAGAUUCUAUUCUUACGCUGACAUGUUGUCUGAGGAUAACUACUUGCAUAAUAAGCAUACAACAAAGAGGCCAUCUUUUACCCACCAUUCUCUGAGCUCCAAUGUCCUUCAGAAAUCAAAAACCGCAGGACAACCUACAAACCAUUCAGCUUCUAAUUUGAUCGGUACUUCUCCGCCAAAGACACAGAGCUUCGUCAACCCCUUUAUCAUAUCAAGAAGAUAUUCAAGCAACGCAGGCCCUAUACAGACAGCCACUGUACCUAUCCCUACAGCACCAGGUGCAGUUGGGAGCAGAUCGCAAUCAAACUUGUUAAGGCAAGGCUCAUACAAUACCCUUUCCCCAAACAUGACGCCAAUGUCAAACAAUAGUACCCCAAGUGCAGGCAACAUCGGGAACAACAAUAAUAACUUCAAUAAUAAACCAGCAGAUAGGUUCAUGAGAACUAGUCAAAGACCUGCCAUUUUUAAGAACUACAGUGCUAGUGGUCUUAGCGAAGUUGGCUCACCAACGAGUCCAACAUUAAGCCUCAGCACCAGCCCUAGAAUUGGCCCUAACUCGAGAUCAUUAACUACAUCUCCACCUUCAGUAACAUCGCCAAUGAUGAUUAAGAGCGGUAGGUCAAAUUCUGCUAAUAUAAUGGGGACGUCCUCUAGGUCUCCUAGGUCAACAACUGGUGACAAGUACAAAAUAAGCACAGUUUCUGCCAGACGAAAAACUGAUCAGCUAAAGAAAAAUCUUACGAAAUUCCAUAUCGAAUCCAGUGGCAGUGAGGGUUACUCAACUGAUGAAGAAUACGAUGGCGAAACUAGUUGCACAAGUGGUAAGGAUGCCAAGAAAAAGAGUAUAGAUAGCAAUGUUUUUGACGAUGAUGAUAAUGAUAGUGACAACGAACAAUCGAGUGGUCAUAAAUCAGCAGAUAAUGAGGUGGAUCCUCUAAGUGAGGAUUUAAAUGGAAACGGACAUACAUUUUUUCCAUCAAACAUCAAGAUUAACAAAGAAAAACUACAAAAGAAUUUAAUGUCAUCCUUUGAGAAGUUCCAAAGCUCAAAAAUUUGGAGAAAUUCUAUUGGUGGAACGAACUCACCCAAACAAAAUUCAAAUUCCUCACAUAAUACAAAUGAAACUCCAACCAAUUCUCAUCCAAAUUCCUUCUUAAGACAAUCUAAUAACUCCAACUCAUGUUCUACAAUUACGGCAGUAAUCAAUGAAGCUAACUCAGGGACUACCUCAAUCCCGAAGGCAACAAAAUCUGUCUCAUCGACACUGGAAGAAUAG
Molecule: messenger RNA, 1911 nt
Organism: Nakaseomyces glabratus
Lineage: Eukaryota; Fungi; Ascomycota; Saccharomycetes; Saccharomycetales; Saccharomycetaceae
Source: RefSeq, a predicted model, not a curated record